CUACAUUCUUUCAUUCUCCUUAAAUUCUCCAUUAAUUAUUAAAACAAAGAACAGUUCCUCAACAAUUAUUUUAUACAUCAUAUUAAAAAAAAAAAAAUAGACAACUAUUUAAUAAAAUACUUUUUUUUUUUAAAAAAAAAAAACAAAUACCUAAUUUCCCAUAUAUAUAAAAAUAAAUUUUUAAAAUUAGUCCUUAACGGCGGAUUCUUGUUACACUAUAACGAAACUUCCUGGAAGCUGCCAUGGCGGAUCUCCCACUCUCUUCCCUUCCAUUUAAGUCGGCAUUUUCUCUCCUUCUCUUUCACCUCCAUUUUCUCUUCUUCUUCUCCAUUUUUCUCUUCUCUACCUUCCCCACUUUCGCCCAUGAUGAAAAUCCCCAAAAGAUUUAGCCCUAAACGACUCUUCCGAUCCAAAAAGCAUCAGUCCGCCGACGUAUCCCGCUCCGAUCCACCGUCUUUCGGCUCCGGUACCUCCUCCUCCUCUUCCUCUUCCGAGAACUUCUUCAAACCUAACUCCGUCAACACCGGUUACGGAACCCCGACUAGCGUUCUGGACUCCGACGUGAGGGAGAACGAAGGGGUUGUGACGAGGAAGGAAUUGGAGGCGAUUCUUAGCCGGAUCGCGUCAGAGGAAGAGGUCGCGAUGAUGUUGAGCGAAGUGGAUAGCGGGGGCGAUGGGUUUAUCCGGUUGGAGGAAUUGAUGGCUCGGGUCGGGUCAGGUGAAGCGGCGGGAGAAUCGGAGCUCCGAGAGACGUUUGAGUUUUUUGACGCCGAUCAGGAUGGGAGGAUAACGGCAGAGGAGCUUCACGGGGUUUUUAGAUCAAUCGGUGAUGAGCAGUGCACAUUAGAGGAUUGCCGGCGUAUGAUAAGGGAUGUGGAUGAGAACGGGGAUGGGUUUGUGUGUUUCGCGGAGUUUGUGCGUAUGAUGGAGCUGCAGAGAUGAACGAAUGAAUGAGUGUACGGCUCUUGAUACUUUUUUACGAUGGACGGCUAUGAUGGGAGGGGAUUGUGGUUUUUUUUUUUUUUUUUGGGUUUGAGUGUGUGCUAUGUGUAAUAGAUAUAGACACAUGAUAAAAAUUGUGGUUUGGACCGCUUUUGGCCUCUCGUAAACAGGGAUCCUCAAUUUUAUAUGAUUAAUGAAAUUAUUGAAUAUGAAGUAAA
Cucumis melo (muskmelon) is the source of this 1160-nucleotide messenger RNA. Its product is annotated as probable calcium-binding protein CML36. The coding region runs from base 364 to 942 and encodes 192 amino acids. Gene Ontology annotation, molecular function: calcium ion binding. Lineage: Eukaryota; Viridiplantae; Streptophyta; Magnoliopsida; Cucurbitales; Cucurbitaceae. The record is from RefSeq and is a predicted model, not a curated record. The transcript has a single exon.